This is a messenger RNA of Patella vulgata (common limpet), 1278 nucleotides long. RefSeq names its product glutamate receptor ionotropic, kainate 2-like. Lineage: Eukaryota; Metazoa; Mollusca; Gastropoda; Patellidae. Gene Ontology annotation, molecular function: ligand-gated monoatomic ion channel activity; signaling receptor activity. The record is from RefSeq and is a predicted model, not a curated record. Gene Ontology annotation, biological process: monoatomic ion transport. The transcript is spliced from 5 exons. The coding region runs from base 29 to 1114 and encodes 361 amino acids. Gene Ontology annotation, cellular component: membrane.
AACGUGGAAUGGUCUGGUCCGAAAAACAAUGGACAAGGAGUAUGACAUGGCUAUUGGACCCAUAAGUCUUACAGCUGAACGAGAGGAAGUCGUUGAUUACACAACACCAGUCAUGGAAGACGGGGCUGGACUCAUUCUAAGAAAAUUUGAAGACACUUAUGGCAAAAUAUUUCGAUCUUUUAAACCAUUCACCCUGAAUGUGUGGAUUACAAUAGGUUUUGUUUUACUCGCCGUUGGGCUGAUUUUGGGUUUUGUGGAUAAGGUCAGCCCCUAUCGAGGUAAAACUAGUGAAAUAGGACAGGAGGUAAAGACUACAAGUGUUGCAGAUGAUAUUUGGAUUGUGUACGGGUCUUAUAUGGAACAGGGUACUGAGUUUACUCCGUCUAAUGCCUCGGGUCGUUUUAUUUUGGGCUUCUGGUGGAUCUUUACUAUAUUAAUCAUCUCGUCGUACACGGCCAGUUUAGCUGCCUUUCUCACCGUCGCUUUCUUUGAUAAACCAAUCAAGACCAUUGAUGAUCUGACGUCACAAUCUGAAAUCAAACCACUCGUCAAACAAGGGUCUAAUUUAUACACACUAUUAAAGAAAGGAGAAACGGAACGAUACAGGAAAUUGUAUGAACUUUUAAAACAGGCACCGGAAGUGACGAAUAAAGACGAAGCCAUAAAACUGGUGUUGACCGGAAAUUACGCCUACUUAACUGACCAAUCUCAGUUACAGUUUUUACAGAAAGAAGAUUGUGAUCAGCUGAUUUUAGGAGAGGAACCCUUUAACUCGGGUGGAAUUGGCUUUAUUGUAACCAAGGGAUCACCAUUUUUACAACAGCUCUCUUAUAAUAUAAUAAAGCUACAGGAGGCUGGUUUGAUAAGCAAAUGGACACAGAAAUGGUGGGUUUCGACCGAGACCUGUACAGAGGAGAGCGUCACCAAUGUAGUACACAGUCUGGAGUUAUCGACAACGAGUGGACCAUUUAUAGCCUUUGCUGGUUCAACCAUGCUUGCCCUAAUAUGUCUAAUAAUAGAACAUAUCUGUUUCCGGUUCAAGGUACCAUGCGCAAACAAACAAAGAAAAAUGACUAUUGAUUCCGAAGACUCCAUCAGUAACGGAGAACUUUAAAUAACACAAGGGUGUAUAAUGGAUGUCGAUAUAAUUACAGACAUCAUAACGUUUACACAGUUUCGUAUUUUCUUUUAUAUUUUUCGACCAGCUGCUUGUACGGGUAAGACCCCCUGAUGCUUACUUAUAAUUCACAGAAGAAGGUAUAAUAGAUGUCGAUAUAA